Molecule: messenger RNA, 672 nt
Organism: Tarenaya hassleriana
Lineage: Eukaryota; Viridiplantae; Streptophyta; Magnoliopsida; Brassicales; Cleomaceae
Exons: 3
Coding region: 1-672 (223 amino acids)
Source: RefSeq, a predicted model, not a curated record
AUGAAGAAGUGGGCGGACAAGAAGAGACGUCCGCAAGAGUACAACGUGGGAGAUCAAGUGAUGGUCAAGAUCGUACCUCACAACUUCCGAGGGAUGCAGGCCCUACAUAGAGGAUUGACUCGCAAAUACGACGGCCCAUACCCUAUCAUUGCAAGGAUUGGAAAGAUGGCCUACAAGCUACAGUUGCCGGCCUACAUCCAAAUCCACCCCGUCUUCCAUGUAAGUGUCCUUAAGCCUUAUAAAGCUGACCCUGUUGAUGUUGACAGGAAUCGGUCCACAAGAGCCCUCCUUCCCGAGGCCAUUAUGCCACACAAGGAGCCCGAAUUCAUCCUAGACCAUCGCACCAAGCGAGGAACCAACAAGCGAGAAUUUUUCAUCAAGUGGAAAGGGCUGCCAGAUUCUUUGAACACGUGGGAAGAGGAGGACAAAUGUGGCCAGUUCACGGACAUGGCACAAGUCACGGACGAGUCAAUGGCCAAGACAUUGCCGAGAAGCCUCUUCAAGCUUCAAGUGGGUCACGGACCACGGACGACUGCGGACGACCAGGCCACGACCCAAGGACACUCUCCCCUCAUCCCAGAACCUACCCAGCAUGUGACCAAGACCGAACCAGGCCGGAGUCUCACUUUGACCCGAGACAACCUUGCAAGUAGGGACAAUAAGGAAGAAUGA